Heteronotia binoei (common prickly gecko) is the source of this 2381-nucleotide messenger RNA. RefSeq names its product synaptotagmin-15-like. Lineage: Eukaryota; Metazoa; Chordata; Lepidosauria; Squamata; Gekkonidae. Gene Ontology annotation, biological process: cellular response to calcium ion; regulation of dopamine secretion; regulation of calcium ion-dependent exocytosis. The transcript is spliced from 8 exons. The coding region runs from base 149 to 1411 and encodes 420 amino acids. The record is from RefSeq and is a predicted model, not a curated record. Gene Ontology annotation, molecular function: calcium-dependent phospholipid binding; syntaxin binding; calcium ion binding.
UCUGGUCGGAGGAGGAGCCCAGGAGGAAAAAGAACAGCUGCUGAGGAGAAAGAAGACGCAGAGCUCGAAUCCCUGUGAGGGAAAGAUGGGGCUGAGGAUCUAACAGCACGCCUGGAAUACUGGCACCUGCUCGAUCUCUGGAGGACCCAUGUCUGCACAGGUAGCUGCUGUGGUCGGAGGUGUGGUCGGUGGGAUUCUUUUAUUGGUCCUGAUUGGGAUAGCAGCGUACCUCUUUUGGAAGAAGGUGUACCUGCAGGCUUCUUAUGAAGAACUCACCAGCCCUUCCUCCCCAGUCGAAAAGUCACCCAGUCUGCAGGAAUCAGCUAACGCCCAGUCAUCUGUUUGCCCUCAAAAUUCAAGCAGAAUGAGAAGCGUCCCUUUUAUCGUUCCCCCGAAAUUUCAUAAGCAAGCUUGGAUUGACAUGACGAAUGGAGAGCAAGUUCAAGAUGACAGCGAUCUGUAUGUGACCCCCGACUCUGGGCCUCGAUCUUCUUUCCAUUCCUUAGCUGGAGCAUACCAGGUAGGAGUCAUCAACCCGGAGCUGUAUAAGUUCCCGGAGGACAAAAGUGAGACAGACUUCCCCGAGGGCUGCAUUGGCCGGCUGUGGUUCUCACUGGAGUAUGAACAGGAGUCAGAAAAGCUCCUUGUCUCCUUGAUCAAGGCUCGGAAGCUGCAGCCGCCAUCUGCCUCCUGUAGCCCCUUUGUGAAAAUCUACCUGCUGCCGGACGAAAGACGCUAUUUGCAGUCGAAGAUCAAGCGCAAAAAUCUCAACCCGCAGUUUGAAGAGGAUUUCGUUUUCCAGGUUUCCAGUAACACCUUACAUCAGAGGACGCUGAAGUUUUGCGUCUACCAUGUGGACAAACAAAAGAAACACAUGCUCUUAGGCCAAGUGAUGUUCCCCCUAAAAAACGAAACCUUGAGCGGAGACAACAAAGUUGUCAUCUGGAGAGACUUGGAAGCAGAAACCCUGGAGCCUCCGUCAGAACAUGGCGACAUCCAGUUUUCUCUCAGCUAUAACGACUAUCUGGGCCGCCUCACGGUGGUGGUUCUGAGAGCCAGAGGCCUGAAAUUCCAGAACGACAGACCGACUGCCAGCGUGUUCGUCAAAGUGUCACUCAUGAACCACAAUCAGUUCAUCAAAAGCAAGAGGACUUCGGCUGUCCUCGGAUCCCCUGAUCCAUUGUACAACGAGACGUUCAGCUUUAAGGUUGACCCGACGGAGCUGGACACGGCAAGCCUAAGUCUGUCCGUGAUCCAGAAUGGUGAGGAAAAGGAAAUCUGUUCACUGGGCCGGGUGGUAGUUGGGCCCUUCAUGUACACCCGGGGCAAGGAACUGGAACACUGGAACGAGAUGGUCAGCAAGCCGAAGGAGCUGGUGAAGAGGUGGCACGCACUUACAGUGAGCACCUGAAGGACCAAGAUUAUCUUUGCAAAAGAGAUGCUUUCUGCCUGCAUCAGAGAGACUUUCCACUGUGCUAGAGACAAUUUGGUUGUGUCUCUUGGAUGUAUCAUAAACUCAAGUUUCUAAUGGCUUUCUAGAAGCUUAGUGGCUAGGUUAGCUGGCCACAAUUCUGAAAAGUCAGCCUCCCAACUGGAUCUCAAGCCCAGGACCCACACAAUGGCUGAGUGGAAACUUCUAAAUUGGCGAGAGAGUGGCGUGUCCCCCUUUCUCUUUCUGCCAUAGAGUACGAAAGCUGAUGUGCUUUUACCAAAGGUCUACCCAAGCAUGAUAGAUGGAUGUGAGUUUUCCAACAAUGUUAGGCUCCAUAAAUCCAUUGCUGAAGUAUGUCUAAACCUGUAUUGGCUUGCAGUGUUUGUGCUAUCGCUUUUAAUGCCUGGGUAUGGUUUAUCCUCCAUUGAACCAGCAUGCAGAAGGGAAGGCUAUGUACGUGCUCACUUCAGCAGCAAAUAUACUAAAACUGGAAUGAUACAGAGGAGCCCCUGUGUACUAUUGUACGUGAGAGCCAGUUUGGUGCAAUGGUUAAGUGUGCAGACUCUUAUCUGGGAGAACCGGGUUUGAUUCCUCACUCCUCCACUUGCAGCUGCUGGAAUGGCCUUGGGUCAGCCACAGUUAUUGCGGGAGUUGUCCUUGAAAGGGCAGCUGCUGUGAGAGCCCUCUCAGCCCCACCCACCUCACAGGGUGUCUGUUGUGGAGGGAGAAGAUACAGGAGAUUGUAAGCCGCUCUGAGUCUCUGAUUCAGAGAAGGGCAGGGUAUAAAUCUGCAGUCGUCUUCUUCAAAUGCAUAUGUCCACCGAGAACAAAGUUUCAAUAUUUCCUCUGAAGUUCCUAGGAAUCUCGUUUCUUUUUGUUGUUGUUGUUGUCACAAUAAACUCAGACGGCAGACGCGAUGUAUGAUGAUGUCUUACGCUCACAAACAAUA